Messenger RNA from Rana temporaria (common frog), 2661 nucleotides. RefSeq names its product target of myb1 like 2 membrane trafficking protein (gene TOM1L2). Gene Ontology annotation, biological process: signal transduction. NCBI's taxonomy places the organism in Eukaryota, Metazoa, Chordata, Amphibia, Anura, Ranidae. Bases 157 to 1725 code for a protein of 522 amino acids. Gene Ontology annotation, molecular function: phosphatidylinositol binding; ubiquitin binding; clathrin binding. The record is from RefSeq and is a predicted model, not a curated record. The transcript has 16 exons. Gene Ontology annotation, cellular component: membrane; endosome.
GGGUGAAAACCAACGUCGGUGGGGGCGGGCGCAGUGACAGAAUGGCCCAAUGAGGUUCAGGAUCCUCUUCGCUCGUCCAAUGGGGAUGCAGAGAGGGCGGGAGCUCGGCCUGACUGUGGGAGUGAAUCGAGAGGCCGGCUGUUUGUUGUCAUCAAGAUGGAGUUUCUGCUGGGGAACCCGUACAGCACCCCGGUGGGGCAAUGUAUCGAGAAAGCCACGGAAGGCUCCCUUCAGAGCGAGGAUUGGACGCUCAACAUGGAGAUCUGUGACAUCAUCAAUGAGACAGAAGAAGGGCCAAAAGAUGCGAUCCGCGCUUUAAAAAAAAGGUUGAAUGGAAACAAAAAUUACAGAGAAGUGAUGCUUGCAUUAACGGUCUUGGAAACCUGCGUGAAAAAUUGCGGCCAUCGCUUUCACGUUCUUGUGACGCACCGGGAUUUCAUAGAUGGGGUCCUGGUGAAGAUUGUCUCCCCCAAGAACAACCCGCCAACCAUUGUGCAGGACAAAGUGUUGGCUCUGAUCCAGGCUUGGGCAGAUGCUUUCCGGAGCAGUCCUGACCUGACUGGAGUUGUGCAUAUUUAUGAAGAGCUGAAGAGGAAAGGAAUAGAGUUUCCUAUGGCAGAUCUGGAUGCGCUGUCUCCUAUACACACACCGCAGAGGAGUGUACCGGAAGUGGAUCCAGCUAUGAACAUGCAUACUGCUCAGACCCACCAGCGACCCAACACUGGAACAUUCCCCACCAUUUCCCCCACUCCGACACCAUACACCGCCCCGGCAGUACCACCGGCAAAUGUGGGGGGACCAAUUACGGCCAAUUCUGAGCAGGUCGGCCGCCUGAGGAGUGAACUCGAUAUAGUACGUGGAAACACUAAAGUCAUGUCUGAGAUGCUAACAGAGAUGACCCCGGGUCAGGAGGAUGCAUCAGAUCUGGAACUUCUACAGGACCUAAAUAGGACCUGCAGGGCGAUGCAGCAGAGGAUCGUAGAACUGAUCUCCCGAGUGUCCAACGAGGAGGUGACCGAGGAGCUGCUCCAUGUGAACGAUGACUUGAACAAUGUCUUCCUCAGAUAUGAGAGGUUUGAACGCUACAGAACCGGCCGCACUGCACAGAACACUAAUGGGGUCCUGAGUGAGGUCACAGAGGACAAUCUAAUAGAUCUUGGCCCCGGAUCACCAGCUGUGGUCAGCCCAAUGGUGGGCAACACGGCCCCUGCAUCACUAACGACCCAACUUGGUGGACUUGAUAUGGGCACGACUACUGUAAGCUCUACACUUAGUACCCUCCCGGCCACCAAUCCACGGGAUGACUUUGAUAUGUUUGCACAGACAAGGACUAACUCUCUGGCUGAUCAGCGGAAAAAUGUAACCUAUGAGGAUCCUCAGGCCCUUGGAGGACUGGCGUCGGCUCUGGAUGUCCGGCAGCAGAACACAGUUGGGAUUCCCGUGGCACAGGCCUCGGACAUGGAUGACCUAGAGGAAUGGCUCGGUACAGAUGUGAAGGGGGAUGAGCUGGAGGAAGGAGUGACAAGUGAAGUGCCGUUGACAGAGGAAGGAGCAGCGGGAGAUCGCCAUGAAGAAUUUGAUAAGUUUCUAGAAGAGCGAGCCAAGGCAGCCGAAAGGGUACCGGAUCUCCCAUCUCCACCCAGCACAGAGCCCGCCGCCGUGGUGGGCAACCCGGCCAACCGAAAGAAACAGGAACGGGUCGACGAUACGCUAUUCGCAUUGUAAAUAAUUCCCACUUCUGUAUAGCGCUCAUUGCACUCCCCACCGCCGCACACAGGCGCUCCAAUCUGUCCUGUAGCCGCGCACUUAAACUGGGACCAUCAGUUCCUCCACACGUAAGCCAUUCUUGUGAGAUCCAGCACUGUAUAUAGGAAUGCAGCUCAUGAGAAACUACCGCUGAACGAGGCAGCCAUCUUGCGAAAGGAUCCUGCAUUUAUGUGAUUGCCGGCUCAUGUUACCUCCGGCCUGCCGUCUUUAGUCUAAAACAAGCCAGUGCUUUGCCAAUGAGGAUAAAAGAAGCAGGUUUACUUUAAUCCCCCACCCUUCUCCAGCAUAUACUUACCAUUACUUUGCUCCCCUGCUGCUCUGAUCAUGAAAUACCCGGUAUACUUACCCACCAGUGCUAUCACAUGGUAGGAGGGGUCGUCCUUAGCCCUGCGUAAGCUAUGAGUAUCCAUGGCUUCCAAUGACUAAAUUUAAUAUGGGGGGAGUAAAAGUUUUUAUUUUGGGGCACUGACUCAGAAGUUCCGUAUCACAUGUGGGCGUUACCCUGCAUGGUCUGCGUGCAAAUACAGGAACUCCCAAUUUAAUAUUUGCAUAACUCCUCCCAAGAACCAGCCCACUGCUUUCCUGAAUGGAUAGGACUGUCCGUGACCCACCCCUUUUGAUUCAAUGGACUUGAGUUCUUGGACUCAUGGAGGCUCCACAUCACAUGUGGGACUUACCUACCUGCGGUCUGCAUGCAAAUACAGGAGUCUAGGAACUCCCACUCCUAUACUGCUACCCAGCCACCAUUGCAUUUUAAUAUUUGCAUAACUCCUCCCAAGAACCAGCCUACCGCUUUCCUGAAUGGAUAGGACUGUCCGUGACCCAGGGCCGUCUUAAUAGCAUCAUGGGCCCCUGGGCAAUGUAAUGCUCUGGGGCCCCUACAAUGAUGACAGU